Molecule: messenger RNA, 1629 nt
Organism: Lepus europaeus (European hare)
Lineage: Eukaryota; Metazoa; Chordata; Mammalia; Lagomorpha; Leporidae
Gene: DMRTA2
Product: DMRT like family A2
Biological process (GO): germ cell development; sex differentiation; regulation of transcription by RNA polymerase II
Cellular component (GO): nucleus
Molecular function (GO): protein binding; RNA polymerase II cis-regulatory region sequence-specific DNA binding; DNA-binding transcription factor activity, RNA polymerase II-specific
Source: RefSeq, a predicted model, not a curated record
AUGGAGCUGCGCUCGGAGCUGCCCAGCGUGCCCGGCGCGGCGACGGCGGCUGCGACUGCGACAGGGCCGCCCGUGGCGUCGGUGGCGUCGGUGGCAGCGGCCGCAGCCGCGGCCGCGUCGCUGCCAGUGAGCGUGGCAGGCGGCUUGCUGCGGGCGCCGCCGCUGCUGUUGCGGGCGGCCGAGAAGUACCCGCGGACCCCUAAGUGCGCGCGCUGCCGCAACCACGGCGUAGUGUCGGCGCUCAAGGGCCACAAGCGCUACUGUCGCUGGAAGGACUGCCUGUGCGCCAAGUGCACGCUCAUCGCCGAGCGCCAGCGCGUCAUGGCCGCACAGGUGGCGCUGCGCAGGCAGCAGGCGCAAGAGGAGAACGAGGCGCGCGAGCUGCAGCUGCUCUACGGCACUGCCGAGGGCCUGGCGCUGGCCGCCGCCAACGGCAUCAUCCCACCUCGGCCCGCCUACGAGGUCUUUGGCUCGGUGUGCGCCGCCGACGGCGGGGGGCCAGGAGCUGGAGCGCCCGCGGGGACUGCAGGCGGCGCGGCAGGCGCAGGGGGCGCAGAGGCCAAGCUGCAGAAAUUUGACUUUGACCUGUUCCCCAAGACGCUGCUUCAGUCGGGCCGCCCGGGCAGCCCGCAGCCGCCGCCGGUGAAACCCUUGUCACCCGACGGCGCGGACUCGGGGCCCGGGACGUCGUCCCCAGACGUGCGGCCCGGCUCAGGCUCAGAGAACGGCGACGGCGAGUCCUUUUCGGGGUCGCCCCUGGCCCGGUCCUCCAAGGAGGCGGGUGGCAGCUGCCCCAGCAGCGCUGGCCCCAGUGGCGGCGGCGAGGAGGACAGCCCGGGCUCCGCCAGCCCUCUGGGCUCCGAGUCCGGUUCGGAAGCUGACAAAGAAGAGGCCGAGGCCGCCCCGGCGCCAGGGCUGGGCGGAGGCCCUGGUCCGCGGCAGCGGACGCCGCUGGACAUCUUGACGCGCGUCUUCCCGGGCCACCGGCGGGGCGUCCUGGAGCUGGUGCUUCAGGGCUGCGGCGGCGACGUGGUGCAGGCUAUCGAGCAGGUGCUGAACCACCACCGCGGAGGCCUGGCGGCCGGCCUGGGCCCCACCGCGCUCCCGGAUAAGGCCGCGGUGGGUGCGGCAGCGGCUGCGGACGACGCGUGGCCGGGCCGCGUCGACGCCGCCGCCGCCUCCGCCGCGGCCGGAGGUCCCGGGCUGCCCGCGCCGCUGCAAGCUGGGCCCGCAGCACCUCCGCACCACAGACCCUUGCUGGCCGGCGCCAUGGCGCCCGGGGCGCUGGGCUCGCUGAGCAGCCGCUCCGCCUUCUCGCCACUGCAGCCCAACGCCAGCCACUUCGGCGCCGACGCGGGAGCCUACCCUCUGGGCACGCCGCUCGGCCUCAGCCCUCUGCGCCUGGCCUACUCGGCGGCGGCGGCACACAGUCGCAGCCUGGCCUUCAUGGCGCCCUACUCCACUGCGGGCCUGGUGCCCACGCUCGGCUUCCGCCCGCCCAUGGACUACGCCUUCAGCGAUCUCAUGCGCGACCGCUCGGCCGCCGCGGCCGCUGCUGUGCACAAGGAGCCGACCUACGGCGGAGGCCUUUACGGGCCAAUGGUCAACGGCGCGCCGGAAAAGCAGUAG